AUGCCUGCAUCUAAAUGGAAACCCAAUAGCUGUUGUGGUAUCAAUAACCUCUUCGCUCAUAGCGAAACAUUCUACAGUCUAGUCCUAUACGUCUCCCCCUCGUCGACAAACUCGAAAGGAUCUCGAAAAGGCUCUUUGAGAAUAAACGCCUUCAAGUCGAAUAAAGGACCCAAGCGAAAGCCCGAUGGUGAACGAACUUGGUUGAUGGGUAAAUCCAUCAAAGCUCUAGCGCUCAAAGGCAGCUACACCAUUCUCGAGACAGAUCCGAAGGCCUUGCGAGUGGUGGUGCCGAUGUACAAGGAAACGGCAAGCUACUACCAUAUGUGUGAGAAGGUUCCAGUCAAUUGCAGAGAGGUCAUCAAUAUUUCCAUGAAGAUUAUGUUGAAGAACAAAACUCUGCGUCAUACCCAUUCAUGGACCAAAAUCACUACUCUGGCUGGCAAGCUGGAUUCCUUCUACAAGAAGAGUGCCAACUACUCCCUGAAGGAUUUAUCUGCAGUCAAAAUUGACACCAAGAAGACGAAAGGGGAGAGUUUGGGUUCUAAUGGCAUGCUUAGCUUCCUAGGUGUUCAUGCUGUUCCCACUCUAGCUGAAAUCCUAGCCAUGAGUUCUAAUGUCCGUCUACUAGCUUGGCCUGAUCAGGCUACUUGUGAAUUCUCUGAGCUGGACCUCCAGCCAGAUUCCAAGUAUACCAAGGACAAGAAGGGUGACAAGCUUUUUCACUGGUAUGACUACCUGGAUGAUGAGCUUUUCAUCUCCAACCGCGUCCUGCCUGUGAAUGAGCUGCUAAGCACCUGCCGCCAUCCUACAUACUUGAACGCCACAAAUGUCGCCUUUGCCGCUGUUCAAAAGUCCUUCUACCAGGAAGCAACUGAAAAGCGUGCUUUUCGCAAGGAGACCCGAUGUAAACAGCGUGUGCAGUAUGGGUUGAGUGACUAUGAUUCUUCUGAUAGGGAUUCUUCAGCACAUGAAUCUGAAGAGGAAAUAGAGUCUGGAUCUGCCUCUGAUGUUGAGGCUGGAGAGAGUGACCGACACUGCGAAGCGCAAGAGUGA
Messenger RNA from Exophiala aquamarina CBS 119918, 1053 nucleotides. RefSeq lists its product as uncharacterized. The record is from RefSeq and is a predicted model, not a curated record. The coding region runs from base 1 to 1053 and encodes 350 amino acids. The transcript has 6 exons. NCBI's taxonomy places the organism in Eukaryota, Fungi, Ascomycota, Eurotiomycetes, Chaetothyriales, Herpotrichiellaceae.